Molecule: messenger RNA, 406 nt
Organism: Staurois parvus
Lineage: Eukaryota; Metazoa; Chordata; Amphibia; Anura; Ranidae
Source: the annotation of a GenBank genome assembly
UGUGCCACUUUCAGGUCUCCUCACACACUGCUGGUGUGUUCAAUUUUUUGUCAUAGGGUGCUGGCAGAUUACGGGCCUCCUAUAGCUGCUGCCAGGCCCCUAAUCUGCCAUGGGCCCCCUAUACCGCCUCCUCAUGCUGCUGCCAGGUCCAGAGUCUCUCAUGGGUCCCUGUACGGCCUCCCAUUGCUGCUGUCUCCAUCGCCACACUCUGCCAUGUGCCACUUUCAGGUCUCCUCACACUCCUGCUGGUUUCCAUUUUGUCAUAGGUUGCUGUAUGGCCUCCCAUUGCUGCUGCCUCCACCGCCACACUGUGGCUCCAAACACUGGUUUUGGCCCCGUGACUGGCCAAAUGAGUGAAGUGUGCGGUGAUUCUAAGAUCGACGGCACUCAUCUGCAUGUCAUACUG